Suncus etruscus (white-toothed pygmy shrew) is the source of this 4254-nucleotide messenger RNA. It is a transcript of the gene SEMA4G, whose product is annotated as semaphorin 4G. The transcript has 16 exons. Gene Ontology annotation, biological process: positive regulation of cell migration; neural crest cell migration; negative regulation of axon extension involved in axon guidance. The record is from RefSeq and is a predicted model, not a curated record. The coding region runs from base 424 to 3009 and encodes 861 amino acids. Gene Ontology annotation, molecular function: chemorepellent activity; semaphorin receptor binding. Lineage: Eukaryota; Metazoa; Chordata; Mammalia; Eulipotyphla; Soricidae.
UCGGCCAAGGCCCCUUCCUCCUGCAGCUGGUGCCGUGGGGCCGCCGCGCCGCGCCGCGCGUCACCGUCUCCAUGGCCCGGGAGGGAUCGGAGCGCAGAGAAAACAGAACUCAGAACCAGGACAAGCCCUUCUACGGGGGCGGAGUGACCUCAGCAGCCACCUGCAGCCUAUCUAUUACCAGCUCCCACUGCUGUACUGGAUGCAGAAAGACCACGAUCCAUCCCAUGUUUUGACCACUUUCCCGGGAUUCCAUGGCCACACCAUCCUAUAAGUCCUUGACCCCCCACUUCCCGGACCCGCCCUGGCCUCAUGACCCCUGACCUGAAUAACCUCCCUGGACCUUGACCCCUGUGACUGUUCUUCCCAUUUACCCCCUACCCCCUCUCCCCUUGGGAUUCUGUGGGUCUGGGCCUCCACAGGAAGAUGUGGGGGAGGCUCUGGCCCUUCCUUCUGAGCUUCCUCACAGCCACAGCAGUUGCCGGCCCCUCGCUGCGGAGAUCUUCCAGGGAGCUGGAUGCUAUCCCGCGACUGACCAUCUCCCAUGACGAGCUCGUUGGGAUUCCAUAUUUCAAGGGCCCAGCCCUGAACUAUUCAACCCUGCUGCUGGAGGAGGGCUCUGCUCGGCUGCUGGUGGGGGCCCGAGGGGCCCUGUUCUCUCUCAACACCCAGAACAUCUCAGACGGGACACACAAAGAGAUCCUUUGGGAAGUCUCCCCAGAGAUGCAAAGUAUAUGUCAACUGAAAGGGAAAAACAACCUUACCGAGUGCUUCAACCACGUGCGCUUCCUUCAGCGGCUCAAUGCCACCCACUUCUAUGUCUGCGGGACUCAUGCCUUCCAGCCCCUUUGUGCCGCCAUUGAUGCUGAAGCCUUCACUUUGCCAGCCAGCUUUGAGGAGGGGAGGGAGAGGUGUCCUUAUGACCCAGCCCGUGGCUUCACAGGCCUCAUCAUCGAUGGAGGCCUCUAUAUAGGCACCCGGUACGAAUUCCAGAGCAUCCCUGACAUCCGCCGGAGCCGCCACCAGUAUACCCUGAAAACAGAGGAGGCGCCGAUGCGCUGGCUCACUGAUGCAGAGUUUGUGUUCUCCGUCCUGGUCCUGGAAAGCAAGGCCAGUGCAGUGGGUGAUGAUGACAAGGUUUACUACUUCUUCAUGGAGCGAGCUAUUGAUGAAGGAUAUGUCAACUUUCCUCAGAGCCGCAGCAGCCACCGUAUAAACCGGGUGGCCCGUGUGGCCCGUGUGUGCAAGGGAGACAUGGGAGGGAAGAAGAUUCUGCAGAAGAAGUGGACCUCCUUCUUAAAGGCGCGUGUCUUCUGCCACAUUCCACAGUACGAGACGCUGCGCAGUGUCUGCAGCCUGGAUGCUGAUACAGCAGCCCGCACACGCUUCUAUGCAGUCUUCAUGCUAAGCACACAGUGGAAGACUCUGGAGGCCUCAGCGAUUUGCCGCUACGACCUGGCUGAUAUGCAGGCUGUUUUCACAGGCCCCUACCUGGAGUACCAGAAUAAUGGUCGACGCUGGGGCCUCUAUGAAGGCGCAGUGCCAGAGCCCCGGCCUGGCUCGUGCAUCACAGACUCAUUGCGCAGCCAAGGCUACAACUCAUCACAGGACCUGCCGAGCACAGUCCUGGAGUUUGUGAGGGUGCACCCACUGAUGGCACGGCCAGUGCCACCCACACGUGGACGGCCCCUCCUGCUCAAGCGCAACGUGCGUUACACACACCUCAUCGGAACACCUGUCACCACGCCUGCAGGAACCACCUAUGACCUGCUCUUCCUAAGCACAGCUGACGGCUGGAUCCACAAGGCCGUGGUCCUGGGUUCUGGAGUGCACAUUAUUGAAGAGAUACAAGUCUUCAAGGAGCCCCAGUCUGUGGAGAAUCUGGUCAUCUCUCCAAUGCAGCAUAGCCUCUAUGUGGGGGGCUCUAGUGGAGUCAUCCAGCUACCACUAUUCGUCUGCUCCCGCUAUCACUCCUGCUAUGACUGCAUUCUGGCCCGGGACCCCUACUGUGGCUGGGACCCCAGCACUCACGCCUGCACAGCUACUGCCACUGUACCCAACAAACUCAACACAAGUAGCAGCACAGCACUGAUACAGGAUAUAGAGCGAGGAAACCAUGGCUGUGAAGGCCACACAGAGACAGAGCCGCCACCACCACUGAAGACCCGCUCUGUGCUCAAGGAUAAUGAUGUCCUUCUGCCCUGUGACCGACCAUCCAACUUGGCCCGGGCCUUGUGGCUGAUCAACGGGACUGUGGGCCUCAGAGAUGGGCAGAAUGGCUACCGUGUGGGCGUGGAUGGACUGCUGGUGAUAGACACACAGCCCCGGCACAGUGGCAAGUAUGACUGCUAUGCUGAAGAGAAUGGCCUCCGCAACCUGAUGAUAUCCUACAACCUCACGGUGCAGCAGCCUUCUGCCAGAACUGCACAAGUCCCUGCUACAGGUUCAAAAGCUCCUGCAUCAGCUCCACAAGCCCCUGCCAUGCCUGGGGUACAACUGGCACCCGACGUGAGAUUGUUCUAUGUGCUUGCCAUUGCUGCACUUGGUGGCCUCUGCCUUAUCCUGGCUUCCUCCCUCCUCUAUGUGGCCUGUCUACGGGGAGGCAGAGGAGGUAAUCGGCGAAAAUACUCUCUGGGUCGAGCUGGCCGGGCAGGGGGUUCCGCUGUGCAGCUGCAGACAGUCUCAGGCCAGUGUCCCGGAGAGGAAGAUGAGGGUGAUGAUGGGGAGGGGACUGGGGGCAUAGAAGGCAGUUGUCUCCAAAUCAUUCCUGGGGAGGGAGCCCCAGCACCUCCACCCCCUCCACCGCCGCCGCCACCUGCUGAGCUGACUAAUGGGCUGGUAGCUCUGCCCAGCCGGCUGCGCAGAAUGAAUGGGAACAGCUAUGUGCUCCUGAGGCAAAGCAACAAUGGAGUACCAGCAGGGCCCUGUUCCUUUGCUGAGGAGCUCAGCCGCAUCCUGGAGAAGAGGAAGCACACACACCUCGUAGAAAACCUGGACGAGAGCUCUGUCUGAGCCCAACCGCCCGGGAACAAAAAACCCUCUUCUAAACCAGCCUAUCUGUCCCAGGCUGGGCUGUUGCUAACCCAACAGUCACCUUCCCUCCUCGUGCCCCAUUCCAAGCACUUCUCCCAAUUUUUUGAUGUCCCUGUAGGGCUAGCCAGUCCAGCCCAGCCAAAGCCCCCUCCUCAGCCUUCAGAGACCCACCUAUGAGCAGCCCAGGCCAACCGGUGCUCCUCAGAGGGCUCUGCAGGUCCAGAUGGCCUCAAUUUCACCACUAUCUGUAUGGCCCAGAAACCAGAAAGAUCUCUGCCAGCCACCUGAGCCCUGCGUACAUCCCCACGUACAAGUGAAAGGUCUAUUGGCUGGGCUGCAGCACCCCCUCCCAAACCCCCAAUUCUUGUGUUUCAUUCCUUUUUCUGGACUUUGGGUACCAUUUUCCUAUUGCCACAUCCCAUCCUAUCUAGUCCCUUAGACCCAGCCCUAUGUGGUCUUUGGCAAAGAGCUUGGGAAAGGCCAGCUGAGGGAGGCCAGACUGCACCAUUCUUCCUUUAUAGGCAGCCCUUGUAAAUCAGCCUCCCCAAGCCUCUUGGUCACUCUUGAGUAGCAAGACAGCUCCAGGCAUGCCCCUUCCUCACAGGCGUGCACACAUUUUCUCUCUCAUGCACCUUCUGAGCCUCCUUUGCGGUCUUCACGUUUGACCCCUGGACAUUUUAGAGGGACAGCCCUCUUCGAUUUAGCUGUCCUUGCAGACACUUGAGGACGGAUGACCAAUUCUGCACUCAAUGAGCCAGCCUCCCUUUUGGGAACCACGCAUUUGCUACCCCUAACAAGAGCAGAGGGAGACCUGAUGUCUACCUGGCACAUGAAGCCCGUUCUUGGAACUAUGCAAAGGGCAGAGGCUGGGAGUUUGGAUGCUUGGCUCCCACCCCUGUCCUACCUCACCGGGGCACUUUCAGGGUCCAAGGGCCUCUGAAGCUUCCAGGCCCUUAAGGGACAAUCAAAUCCUGACUGAGCUCCCCAUUUCCCUUGGGUGAGGAUGACUGUUAUUUUUGUAGCUGAGAACGUGGACUCCCACGGAUUUUUACUGCCCUUCACCCUUCCUCUCCCAUAUAAUGAAUGUAUUUAUUGUGAAGAAAGUGACCCUUCUUUAGAAAAGCCCAGUGGGCAGAACAGGCACGUGCCUGAGUGGGGAGCUCUGGCUCCACUUAUCCCAACUCUCCUAACCCGUUGGUUAAUAAAUAUCCUCUUUCUCCCACA